AUGUCAUACUGCAUUCUCUUUUCUUUAGCUUUUGGCAUCCUUAGCAGCCUAAUGCUGAGGGAGGUUACCUCUCUUAGAUGGCCACGGCCAGGUGACAGCGAUCCUCAUAGAUUUACAUGGGGGCAAUUUCCAGCGAAUGCUCAAGAUGUUCCAAGGAGUUUGGAGAUAGAAGACUUCAGUCUCAACAUAGCCCCUACCAGUGGUCGCGUGAUCUCUCCUACCAUCCUUCGACUUCACCCAAUAAUGCCGAAACCAUCUCACCUGCACGCUAACCUGCCGUUGCGCUUCGGGCGAGACUCGCAGGCGAAUGCAGGUGACCGCGCUCCCAAGUCCACCAUCAACCUCCCGCAACGGUUCGGCCGGUCCUGCAUAAUGUGUGUGCGUUCAGGGACUGGACCUUCAUCCACCCUCCCGCAAAGGUUCGGAAGACAUAACUUAUUUACUGUGGAACCUUUUCGCACCUUGAGACUGCUUACACGUUCACCUGAAAUACCAUUUCCAAAAGACAGGUCUCAAGUCAAUGACUACAUGAUUGAAACAGAAGACUCAGAGUUAUCCUCUGAUGCAAACUACAAAAGUUUUAAAUGA
This is a messenger RNA of Triplophysa dalaica, 588 nucleotides long. It is a transcript of the gene npvf, whose product is annotated as neuropeptide VF precursor. The coding region runs from base 1 to 588 and encodes 195 amino acids. The transcript is spliced from 3 exons. The record is from RefSeq and is a predicted model, not a curated record. Gene Ontology annotation, molecular function: signaling receptor binding. Lineage: Eukaryota; Metazoa; Chordata; Actinopteri; Cypriniformes; Nemacheilidae. Gene Ontology annotation, biological process: neuropeptide signaling pathway; negative regulation of gonadotropin secretion.